GCGCGCACGGAAUUUUAUUCAGAAUUUCUGGAUGAGCCUAUUUUGGCCGUUUUAUACCGUAACCAAAAUAUUUUACUGUACUGCAGCUGCCGUAAUAAAAUCUGCUACUGUUACGUACGGCAUUCUCGAUACAGUAAUUUUUUCUACUACGGUUACGUACUGUUUUGCCGUACAGUAUGCCGUAUACGGCAUGGCAGUAUACUGUUUGGGGGCUCUAUGGCCCAGACGCUGUGGAAAAGAAGCGUCGCACAAGAUUUCCCAUUCGUUUGCUUCCGAUCCUUAUUCGUGGUAAUUGUUUCUCCCGUUUUGAUUGUCUUCUGUGGCACCUUUUCAUGGUGUCUGCUUUACUGAGUUUUUCAAGAAACGUUUUUACUAUGGCUUGGAGAUCGCAAGGACGCAACAAUCAGGAGCUGAUUGAAUCGCUGAAGCAGUAUGGCAUCUUCAAAAGUGAUCGCGUCCAGGCAGCCAUGAUGAAGGUGGAUAGGAAAAAUUACGUCCAAACGCAUCCUUACAUGGACGCCCCACAGAGCAUCGGAUUCGGAGUAACUAUAAGUGCUCCUCACAUGCAUGCAUCGGCGCUUGAGCUGCUUGUAGACCAACUAAAAGAAGGUAAUAAUGCACUGGAUGUCGGAUGCGGGUCCGGUUAUUUAACUGCGGCCAUGGCCCAUAUGGUUGGACGUUCCGGGAAAGUCGUCGGCAUCGAUCAUCUGCCAGAACUGACUAAUCUUUCCCGUGAAAACAUAAAGAAAGACGACGCCGACCUCCUAGAUUCCGGACGCAUUAAGCUGGUCACGGGCGAUGGUCGCAAGGGAUAUGCGGCAGACGGUCCAUAUGAUGCCAUCCAUGUGGGUGCGGCCGCGGCCAAAGUGCCGCAGGAAUUGCUGGAUCAGUUGAAGCCAGGGGGCCGCAUGAUCGUACCCGUCGGACCAGAAGGUGGAGCUCAAGAACUGCAGCAGAUUGAUAAAGCCCAGGAUGGAACAGUAACGUCCAAGAACCUCAUGGGAGUGAUGUAUGUGCCGCUGACCAGUGCCAAGCACCAGUGGCCUUCGGCUAAGGAUGAGGUGUAGACUUCCACUGGGAUCAGUGGGCUGCAUGUUGUGAUCGAUUUAUGUAAGGCUAAGACGGCCUUUACGUUCAUAAAUUUUGUAGAAGGGUUCUGGCUUUGUCUUGACGUUUCACCUCGUAUGUUUCACCUUGUACAACAGUACAACAAAUGGUGCUCUGUGUACAAUUGUAUAUAUUAUUUGUAAACGAACGCAGGAAUUCUCCUACUGUCGUUUUUAUUACUUACUCGUACCCUUUAAAUCCCAGGGGCCUUUUAAACUGUAAGGUUUGCAGAUUUAUAGACAUGCGGCGCUUUCGCGAUUGUUUUGCAGUUAUUUUGUUAUUGAUCAUAAUAAAAAUAGUGGUAUGCGUAA
Messenger RNA from Paramacrobiotus metropolitanus, 1418 nucleotides. Its product is annotated as protein-L-isoaspartate(D-aspartate) O-methyltransferase-like. Gene Ontology annotation, biological process: protein modification process. The transcript has 4 exons. Lineage: Eukaryota; Metazoa; Tardigrada; Eutardigrada; Parachela; Macrobiotidae. Gene Ontology annotation, molecular function: protein-L-isoaspartate (D-aspartate) O-methyltransferase activity. Gene Ontology annotation, cellular component: cytoplasm. The record is from RefSeq and is a predicted model, not a curated record. The coding region runs from base 177 to 1067 and encodes 296 amino acids.